AUUGUACUACUUAUCCGAUGAUGAGAAAAAAAUGCCAACACAGAGAAACUUGAAAAGCAGAGGAAGUGGAUGUUAUUCUCCAAGCAAGCAAUCAAAACAUGAUCAAGCUCCUCUGCCGUCUCUGUUCGCACCUCCGGUGGCCAAAACGGUGUCGUUUCCGCAAAUCGAACCGAAACAAAAGCACCCUAACCACCAGCACUUGUUCAUCAGCAUUGGUUCACCCAAACAAGAAACCGCAGAAACCAAUCCGCGUAGCAACCUUCAACGCCGCACUCUUCUCCAUGGCACAAGCGGUCCCCACCAACAACGACGAAGAACAAAACGCGCGCUGUGAUCUCAAACCCAAAAGCAUUCUCAAGCACUCUCCUCUUCACCCAAUAACUUCGGUUGUUCCACCACCGGAACGUCAAUCGAAGCUGAGAGUUUCCAUCAACCUACCAGAUAACGAGAUUUCGCUUCUGAGAAGCAGACAAUCGAGCUUCUCGGAGCACGAGAGAGAAGGAGGAGGGUCUUCUUGGCGAUGGAGAAGCGUGGUGAUGAGACAGUGCAACAGCUUCUCCGGCGUGGAAGGGAAUGAUGUGUACGGAAUAAAGAGCCGGAAGACGGUGCUGGAGGUUCUGAGGGAGUUGGACGCUGACGUUUUGGCUUUGCAGGAUGUGAAGGCGGACGAACAAAACGACAUGAAGCCAUUGUCGGAUUUGGCCAAAGCUUUGGGCAUGAACUACGUCUUUGCUGAUAGCUGGGCUCCUGAAUACGGCAACGCCGUUUUGUCCAGGUGGCCCAUCAAACGAUCCAACGUCCAGAAGCUCUUCGACCACACCGAUUUCAGGAAUGUUCUGAAGGCCACUAUCGAUGUACCUGAAGCUGGUGAAAUGAACUUUUACUGCACCCAUCUUGAUCAUCUUGAUGAGAAUUGGAGGAUGAAGCAGAUUAAUGCAAUAAUCCAGUCUAAUAAUGAUGAGCCUCACAUCUUAGCUGGAGGGCUUAACUCACUUGAUGAAUCAGAUUACUCACAAGAAAGAUGGACUGAUAUUGUUAAGUACUAUGAAGAGAUUGGAAAACCAACACCAAAGGUUGAAGUGAUGAAAUAUCUAAAGAGUAAGCACUACACGGAUGCUAAGGACUAUUCAGGGGAAUGUGAGUCUGUAGUGAUGAUUGCCAAAGGACAAAGUGUGCAAGGGACAUGUAAGUAUGGAACAAGGGUAGAUUACAUAUUAUCAUCAUCAGAUUCAACAUAUAAGUUCGUAGCAGGGUCCUAUCUUGUGCUUUCUUCCAAAGGGACUUCAGAUCAUCACAUAGUCAAAGUUGAUGUGGUUAAAGAAAAUAAUAGCAUUCUAAACAGUAGUCCUCUUCAAGAAGAAAAUAAUAAUGUAACAAAGAAGCAGCAGAGAAUGAAAACACAGCCAAGUCCAUCAACUUGUAUAUGGAACAAAAACACAUACGGGAGAGAUAUUGAUUGAGUUUCUUAUUUAUCUUUUUCUUCUCUUUUAAUUUGCUUACAUUAAUUGCUGAAUUUAACUAUAGUUUCGAAGAUGGGGCAGUUCAGUUAGUUUUAAUUUGUUCAUGCUUCCUAAUCCUCUAAUCAUAUGUGUUCUGUAUAAAUCUGUGUUUCCUAAAAGACAAAAAAGAUUUACAAGAUUAUUGAGAGGCAAAA
Arachis stenosperma is the source of this 1654-nucleotide messenger RNA. RefSeq lists its product as uncharacterized. The coding region runs from base 99 to 1460 and encodes 453 amino acids. Gene Ontology annotation, molecular function: catalytic activity. Lineage: Eukaryota; Viridiplantae; Streptophyta; Magnoliopsida; Fabales; Fabaceae. The transcript is spliced from 4 exons. Gene Ontology annotation, biological process: GPI anchor biosynthetic process. Gene Ontology annotation, cellular component: endoplasmic reticulum. The record is from RefSeq and is a predicted model, not a curated record.